This is a messenger RNA of Nerophis ophidion (straightnose pipefish), 5741 nucleotides long. RefSeq names its product sialoadhesin (gene psg4). Lineage: Eukaryota; Metazoa; Chordata; Actinopteri; Syngnathiformes; Syngnathidae. The record is from RefSeq and is a predicted model, not a curated record. The transcript has 10 exons. Bases 251 to 1933 code for a protein of 560 amino acids.
UUACCCUAGGGCAACAACGUUGAUACAUGUUUGAUGGGUGUCGUGUUUGAGGAAGUGUGAGGAUGACUCACUGGCUGUCACGUGUCGCCUCGCACUCACAACUCUUGUGUCAGUCAGUCUCUCUCCCAGCAGCUAAUUAACCAUCAGCUUGUCCCUUUUGAGGUCGCGGGGGGUCGCUGGAGCCUAUCUCAGCUGCAUUCGGACGGAAAGCGGCGUACACCCUGGACAAGUUGCCACCUCAUCGCAGGCCAUGUCUCUGCUGUGGACGCUCGUCUUCGCAGCGGCCAUGUUGGACGAGGUGCAGUCCUCCGCCCCCGAGCCGUCCGUCCCAGACAGCGUCGUGGCUCUGGCGGGCUCCUGCGUGGUGGUCCCCUGCUCCUUUGCGCCCAAGUCCUCGCCCCGCCCUCCGCCCGCCAAAGAGCGCGUGGACGUGCGGAUGCGUUACCACGGCGACGAGCGCUUCCUGUUCCGCCUUUACCGCACGGCCUACAACAGCGCGGACAAGCAAGCGGUGAGCGCCGACUUCCGGGGCCGAGUGACCGCCGCUGGUGAGGGUUCUGAGGGCGACUGCUCGCUGAGGCUGGACACAGUCAGGGUGGACGACGCCAGGGUCUACCAGCUGUCCCUCAAGACACGUGGGGACUCAACUUGGGGGAGGACCAAGUCUUUCCGCCUCCUUGUCCUGGUCAAUCCCGAAGCUCCCGUUAUCAGCGGCGUAUUGUCGGCCAUCGAGGGUCAGGUGGUCACCUUGAACUGCAGCGUGGGCUAUUACUGCCCCUCCUCACCUCCGACCCUGCGCUGGCAAUGGGGGCGUGGCCUACAUCCACCUGGAGCUCAGGAGGUGCGGACUCUUCACCCUGACGAGCACUCGCCCGUGUUGCAGGCCUCGCUGACCUUCCGGGUGUCCCACCGGGUCAACGCUGGCCUGCGAUGUGAGCUCAGCUACGCGGGCGCCAAAGCUGUGGUCGCCGCCAACAACCUGCACGUUACAUUUCCUCCCAAAGACGUGACGGUGCAGGUGCAGACCCUGGCCCUGCAGGAGGGGGGCAGCGCCCUGCUGGUCUGCUCGUGCAAAGCCGACCCGCCGGUGUCAGAGUACAGCUGGUUCUACAAACGAGGCGGCCGCACGGUUCACCUGGGCCUUCGCACGCACGCCAUCCGCUUGUACAACGUGACGCGGGGCACGGCGGUCCGCUGUGCGGUCGAGAACCUGGUCGGUCGCGCCGAGUCGCGGACCACCGUCCUCAACGUUCUGUAUAAGCCCGUCAUCCAGAGGGCGUCCUCGGCGUGCGUCGUCGAGCGGCAAGAAGUGUUGUGCCGCUGCUCGGCGGACUCGAACCCGCGGCCGGCUUUCACAUGGAUCAUCAACGGCACAGCCCCGCCCCCAGACUACAACGUGUCGCUCACGGCCGAUACGCUCACUUCGACACUGAGGGGCCGCACGAGCGGGCCCCUGACCCUCACCUGCUCGGCUGUCAACACCAUCGGGAAUGACUCGCUGACGCUGUCGCAGGGCGGGCGAGGGCGGGACAGGUUUCUGCUGCUCGGCUUUGUGGCGCCCGCAGCGGCCAUCUUGGCGAGCACCUUACUUGCCGUGCUCGUUUUCUUCUGCUGCAGAAAGAAAUCCACGACACACGUCCUGACUGGACGUCCUGCUGCAGGCCUGGCAGGAGGAUCAGGAGCCAAUCAGGAGUCCACGCCGCUCUACAUCAACUGCACCGAGGUGACCCACGUCUACACCAACGGCAGCUACCAGCUGGUGUACCAGAACUGCACGCCUCACUUUGUGCGCACCAAGCAGGUGCGUCGGAUGGGCAGGAGAGGCGGCGAGCGCAGGCGAGGGGCUCUCGGCGCGCGUGCGGACACACAAGACGCCCCUGGGGUCGUGCAUGUAGCUGAACCCGAGUCGGCCAUUUACCUGGAGGUCCUCUAGUAUGACCCGUGAACCAGCCAUGACCCGGGAAAAACUGCAAAAAUCUGGGACAUAUGCGACUAAGACGUUAUACAUGAGAGCACAGUGUGUACGUGUGUGUGCUUUUAAAAGGCGGGGCCUGUUGCCUAGAGACUCGUGACAUCAUCGAGAGGCGUUUGCCGCUUCAAUUUAUUAACUUGUCGUUCGAAAAAAAAAAAAAUCAGUCUAAGCCUGGCCCUCUGUAGAGGGGUUCCAGACUAAGGCCAAGGGAAACAAACCUCAAAGCCAUAGCACACAUAGUCGUGUGUAAGAGGGACACAUCAAAGAACACAAAGGUCAUUAAAGAGCAGAGCUGAUACAACCAGACAUUUCUACAUAGACUUAUAUUUAGACUUUAUUUUUAUUGUCAUUCAAAUUUGAUCUUUACAGUACAGAUAAGAACAAAAUUGCAUUGCAUUUGCUCAUGGUAGUGCGGGAUAAAAGAGCAAAAAGGUGCGGAUAUAAAUAAAUAGAUGACUGUACAGAUCAAUUGUCAGGUUAUUAAAUAAGACUAGAAGCAAGAAAUUAAACAGGGACAGAAUUAAAUUUGGCUCAAUUGACGUCUGGACUCUCCUGACGAAAUAUUGUAUGGCUCCUCUUUUAUUUGGACUUUCCCUGAUUACAUGGCAACAGCUGUUUCUAAAGAUACCGGGGUCGUAAACAGCCAUCGCCUUUGAUUACAAACAGUUCAAAGAAAAGGUCGUAAAAGAAUUUAAAAAAGAUGUUGUAAAACAGUUCAAAGAAGAGGCUCAUGGGACUUGGGCAGGUCCUGCUUUCUCUCCGCUUUGUAGUUCUUGGGUCAAGACACAAUCUUUCUGUGGAUUACAAUACAUCAAAGAAACAGAACCCUCAUGUCGCUCCCCAUCCUACACAGUGGAGUUUUACAAGCCUUUUGUUUGGUAGGAUCAAAGACAGUAUUUGUCUUCUCGUGGCCACACAACGUUUUGUGAUAACCUAGAUACGAUUAUUCUGACAUAAAUAUAUUGCACUUUUGCACAUACAUACACGUUUAUGGAUGUAUGUUAUAUUGUCUUUAUAUUCCGGCCAGUUAAUCCAUUUUUGGGGGGAAAUUGAGGGGAUACAUACAGCUACAAAAGUAAAAACAACAACAAGGAAACAUCUACACUGUGGUGGCCUCUGCGGUGUUCCACGGCAUCGUCUGCUGGAGCGGGGGGGAGCAGACCCAACAAAGCAACCCUCGGCCGCCCACUGACUCUCGGCCAGUGUCCAGUCCGCUUGGAUGAGCGAGGAUGCGUCUAAGGCAGUGAUUUUCAACCAUUGUGCCGCGGCACAUUAGUGUGCCGUGAGAUAUUGUCCGGUGUGCCGUGGUAAAUUAUGCAAAUUCACCUGAUUGGUCCAAAAAAUAUUUUUGGCAGAUCAAUAAUCGUAAUGUGUCGUUGUCUAGUGCCUGUGUUGUGUAGACCUUGGCAGGUUAAUGUUGUAAUACUCCAUAUCAGUAGGUGGCAACAGGUAGUUCAUUGCCUUGUAGAAGUCGGAACGCGUCGAGGAUGGUUUGUUGUGAUCCCAAUAUGCUGAGCACAGCGGUAGGCAGCGUGCAGGUAAAAAGGUAUGUACCACUUAAACCAAAAAUUAACAAAAGGCUAGGAAAAGGCACUGAAGCAUAGGGAUGGCUAUGUAAAACCAAACUAAAACUGAAUUGGCUGAAAAGUAAACAAAAACAGAAUGCUGGACGACAGCAAAAACUUACAGCGUGUGGAGCAAAGACAGCGUCCACAAAGUACAUCCGUACAUGACAUGACAAUCAACAAUGUCCCCACAAAGAAGGAUAGCGUAUACGCACAACUUAAAUAGUCUUGAUUGCGAAAACAAAGCAGGUGCGGGCAAUAGCACUCAAAGGAAGGCGUGAAACUGCUACAGGAGAACACCAACAACACAGGAAGGGUCACCAAAAUAACAGCGCAAGACAGGAACUAAAGCACGACACACAGGAAACAACAAACUCAAAAUAAGACACGACAACCUGGUGGAGAUUCAUUUUUUAACCUUUUCUGCUGGUGGUGUGCCUCUGUAUUUAUUUUAUAAAACAAAUGUUCCUUGGCUCAAAAAAGGUUGAAAACAAUGGUCUAAAGCAGGGGUCACCAACCUUUUUGAAACCAAGAGCUACUUCUUGGGUACUGAUUAUUGCGUAGGGCUACCAGUUUGAUACACACUUAAAUAAAUUGCCAGAAAUAGCCAAUUUGCUUAAUUUACCUUUAAUAAAUAAAUGUAUAUAUAUAAAAAAAAUGGGUAUUUCUGUCUGUCAUUCCGUCGUACAUUUUUUUUCCCUUUUACGAAAAUUUUUUUGUAGAGAAUAAAUGAUGAAAAAAACACUUAAUUGAACGGUUUAAAAGAGGAGAAAACACAAAAAAAAAUGAAAAUUACAUUUUGAAACAUAGUUCAUCUUCAAUUUCGACUCUUUAAAAUUCAAAAUUCAACUGAAAAAAAUAAAGACAAAAGCUAGCUAAUUAGAAUAUUUUUGAAAAAAAUAUAAUAAUUUAUGGAACAUCAUUAGUAAUUUUUCCUGAUUCAUAUUAAUUUUAGAAUUUUGAUGACAUGUUUUGAAUAGGUUGAAAACCAAAUAGUCACUUUGUUAGAAUAUAUAACAAAUUGGACCAAGCUAUAUUUCUAACAAAGACAAAUCAUUAUUUCUUCUACAUUUUCCAGAACAAAAAUGUUUAAAGAAAUUCAAAAAACUUAGAAAUAAGAUUUAAAUUUGAUUCUAGAUUUGCCAGAAUAAUUUUUGGGGAAUUUUAAUCACAAUAAGUUUGAAGAAGCUAAAAUGAAGAAUUAAAUUAAAAUGUACUCAUUAUAAAAAAUAAAUAAAUACUUAAACAUUGAUUUAAAUUGUCAGGAAAGAAAAGGAAGGAAUUUAAAAGGUAAAAAGGUAUAUUUAUUUAAAAAUCCUAAAAUCAUUUUUAAAGUUGUAUUUUUCUCUAAAAUUGUCUUUCUGAAAGUUAUAAGAAGCAAAGUUAAAACAUUUUUUUUAUUUAAACAAGUGAAGACCAAGUCUUUAAAAUAUUUUCUUGGAUUUUCAAAUUCUAUUUGAGUUUUGUCUCUCUUAGAAUUAAAAAUGUCGAGCAAAGCGAGACCAUCUUACUAGUAAAUAAAUACAAUUUAAAAAAUAGAGUCAGCUCACUGGUAAGUGCUGCUAUUCGAGCUAUUUUUAGAACAGGCCAGCGGGCGACUCAUCUGGUCCUUACGGUCAACCUGGUGCCCGCGGGCACCGCGUUGGUGACCCCUGCUCUAAAGAGACCGAGGAGCCCGACACACGCUCAUUCAGCCAAGUUAUCGUUAACAAGUUAAUUUAUUCGUUACUCGUUACUAUCAUAUAACGCCGUUUUUUUACGUAGACUGGCCAUGACCUUGAACAGCUUCUGUCCUCUCCUUGAUCUGAUGGAGAAGAUGAGACGGUUUGAAGUACACUUUGUCUUCUUUUUAAUCCGCACUUACACACACACACACACACACGCACACACACACACACACACACGCAUACACUGGCCCAGAUGUGAUUUGGUCUCCUCUGUGUAGCCGCUGUCAUUUCACGCAAAUGGAUUUUGUGGAGAUGUUUUAUGUCCCCCCCCCCUCCCGCAGCCGCAAAGCCAUAAAAAGCGUUAUUGACUUUGUGAGCACAUCACAAUGACAAUACACUUUUUUUUCUUUUUUUUUUAUUGCCAGUGCUGGAAAACGUUCCUGGGCAUGUCAUUAUUAGUAUAAAUAUUGUUAUUUCUCAUUAGGUAGGCACUAUUUCAUGAUCACCUGUAAAUAAAGUCAACAUGACCUAAAUAAA